Messenger RNA from Cadophora gregata, 1815 nucleotides. RefSeq names its product serine/threonine protein kinase, CMGC, CDC2/CDK sub (gene BUR1). Lineage: Eukaryota; Fungi; Ascomycota; Leotiomycetes; Helotiales; Ploettnerulaceae. Gene Ontology annotation, biological process: protein phosphorylation. The transcript is spliced from 3 exons. Gene Ontology annotation, molecular function: cyclin-dependent protein serine/threonine kinase activity; ATP binding. The record is from RefSeq and is a predicted model, not a curated record. Gene Ontology annotation, cellular component: nucleus. The coding region runs from base 1 to 1815 and encodes 604 amino acids.
AUGGCGACUCCAGUUCACGCAGAUAGCCCGCAGGGCAAUGGCAUCUCUUCGGCUGCGUUCGCGCAGCAGCAUAUACGCGAUUCCAGUAGAUUUGUUGGUUGCUCGAAAAUCAACGAUUAUGAGAUGUUGGGGAAGCUUGGAGAAGGCACAUUCGGAGAAGUCCAUAAGGCAAGGUCAAAGAAGACAGGCGCCAUCUUCGCGCUGAAGAAGAUCCUGAUGCACAACGAGAAGGACGGAUUUCCAAUCACCGCUCUGCGAGAAAUCAAGCUUCUGAAGCUUCUGUCGCAUCCCAACAUACUCAAGCUGGAGGAAAUGGCUGUGGAGCAGCAUCACAAGACCGUGGAUAAGAGGAAGCGAGCUAUCAUGUAUAUGGUCACCCCGUACAUGUCUCACGAUCUUUCAGGCCUGCUGGAAAACCCUCAAGUCAAGCUUCAGGAAUCGCAUAUAAAGUGUUACAUGCUGCAGCUGCUGGAGGGGGUCCGAUAUCUGCACAAUGAGAAGAUCCUUCACAGAGAUAUGAAGGCUGCGAAUCUUCUGAUCGACAACAAAGGAAUCCUUCAAAUUGCAGAUUUCGGUCUCGCGCGGCAUUAUGAUGAAGAAGUACCGGUUGCUGGAAAAGGUGGAGGUACAGCCCAUCGAGAUUAUACGACACUUGUUGUAACUCGGUGGUAUCGACCCCCCGAGCUACUGUUACAUCUGAGAAGGUACACGACUGCGAUCGACCUAUGGGGAGUGGGCUGUGUAUUUGGAGAAAUGCUCGUUGGAAAGCCCAUCCUUUCAGGAGACAGUGACCCCAAUCAGCUCAAAAUCAUAUUCGACUUAAUGGGCACUCCAACAGAAGAUAACAUGCCGGAGUUCAGAUCAUUACCGGGUGCUGAAGGCCUAAACAUUCAACCACAUCCCCCCACCUUGGCAAAGCGCUUUGCACCCUUUGGUCCUGGGGCAAUUUCUCUGCUGAAUGAACUGUUGAAGCUCGAUUGGAAGAAGAGAACCAAUGCCAUCGAUGCGCUAAAGCAUCCUUACUUCACUACUGCACCGCUUCCUGCCAGACCUGGAGAUCUACCGACAUUCGAAGACUCUCAUGAGUUGGAUAGGAGGAAGUUCCGUAGUCAAAAAGCUGCUCCUCCGCCAGCACCUAAAGGCGGAACGGUUGGAAUGGGACCUGCUGGUGGCUGGGGAGGGGAGGGAGGAAACGGGUCAUAUGGAAAUGGAGAUGCUCACAACGGCCAUCGACACCACAAUGGCAGUCGACACCCUCCGCCGCCUCACGGUGGAUAUCGCAACGGUGUGCCUCCACCACCUCCACAAGAAGAGCGCAGGCCCGCUUGGGCAAGACCUCGAGAUGAUCAUCGGCCAGAUACUAGACUCCCUCCAAGACCCCCACCUCCAGCGGAAUACAGCAGGUAUGAUCCGCCGAGAGACGGGGGAAGAGACGGUGGCAGAGAUGGCGAUCGACGAGACGGUUAUCGAUCAGCAUCUCGUGACCUGGAUAGACCGCCGAGAACUAGAGGCGGACCUUCGAAUAUCGAUACCUAUAUACCGAGUUACGGCCCUGACAGCGGUCGACCUCCGAGGGAAAGAGAUGAUCGACUACCACGAGAUGACCGGGUGAGAAGACACGUUGAAGAUCGUCGGCAUGACAGGGAACGAGAUGGUGGAAGACUUGACUAUGACGAACGAAGUCGCAGCGGACGAACACGUAGCCGGAGUCGCAGUCCAAUCCGAGACCGAGAUAGAGAUCGUGGGCCUCGAGAUCGCGAGCCGCUAGACAGAGACCGAGAACGGGAUCGAGAGCGUGAUGUCUAUCGCAGAUAG